Molecule: messenger RNA, 1690 nt
Organism: Plectropomus leopardus (leopard coralgrouper)
Lineage: Eukaryota; Metazoa; Chordata; Actinopteri; Perciformes; Serranidae
Product: techylectin-5B
Biological process (GO): fibrinolysis; platelet aggregation; blood coagulation
Cellular component (GO): fibrinogen complex
Molecular function (GO): protein-macromolecule adaptor activity; extracellular matrix structural constituent
Source: RefSeq, a predicted model, not a curated record
AUGUCUCUCCUGUCCCUAACCAACCCUCCUGGCUGGAGCGUGUGCUCUGCUCUCUGUAUCCUGAUAGUGUUGCUCCCAGAGGCCAAAGCAGACGACCUGAACACAACCACGCAGCGCAAUGGUGGGGGAUCCCAGUGUGGGGAGUACACUAACCAGGUGAUGGAGGAUGGGAUGUGUCGGCUGGUGGCCACACUGCCUCAGCUGGAUGAGCAGAAAUGCCCAGAUAUGUUUCGCUGCACGGACGAGGUCUCCUACUGGCUGCACGAGAACGAGGAGAGAAAGCAGCAAAUAGUGGCGCUUAAGGAGACCAUCUCUGAGAUGCAGGAGGAGCUGAGGAACCACCGGCACCGCAUCAGAGUCCUCGAGCUGCAGACUGAAGAAAGGACCCACCUGAACAUCUCCUUGGAGCAUCGUUUCCAUGAGUUGGAGCAUCAUUAUGCCGAAGCCACCACUCUGCUGCACCUACAGGGCACUCUGAUCCUUGACCUCCAGAACCAGCUCCAUAAUCUGACACUUAUGAUGGAUAACGUAAAACGAAGCCCUGGGUGCUUGAUCAAUGUCGUCCGUCCCAACCCGCUGAUGAGUGCUCAGGAAGCUCUGCACCCAGAGAUGCCGCAUGUGAGAAACUGUCCCAUAGACUGUGCUUCUAUCUAUUACAAUGGAGUGAGGAGAUCAGGUCUCUACACGGUAGUGCCAUCAGUGGCUGGCAUGCCUGUGGAGGUCUAUUGUGACAUGGACACAGAUGGUGGCGGCUGGACUGUGAUCCAGCGGCGUGUCGACGGCUCAUUGAGCUUUGAUCGCAGCUGGAGGGACUACAGGGACGGUUUUGGUGACCUGCACUCAGAGUUCUGGCUGGGCAAUAACCACAUACAUGACCUGAGCACCCAGGGAGACUACAGCCUCCGCAUCGACCUGGAGGACUGGAGCAACAAGCAUAAACAUGCAAUCUACCAGAGCUUUAGUGUUGAAGAUGAGGACCAUCAGUACCGUCUCCAUGUGUCCGGCUUCAGUGGGACAGUCCAGGACUCUUUCGGCUGGUACCACGACAAGCAGGGCUUCAGCACGCCAGACAGCGGCAAUAUCUGUGCUGAGAUCUCCCACGGUGGCUGGUGGUACAACCAGUGCUUCUACGCCAACCUUAAUGGCGUCUACUACAGGGGAGGCCAUUACACCCCUAAAGGUCGGGGGCCGCUGGGUCCUGAUGGGAUCGUUUGGUACUCCUGGAGAGACUCUGACUACUACUCCCUACGCAAAGUCAGCAUGAUGAUCCGACCACGCUCUUUCCGAACCCGUCUGUCACCCUGACCCGCUGUUACCAUGACAAUGGUUGGGGCACAGAGACAAUCCUGGCAGCGGGGAUCAUUGGGACACGGCGAUGAUGACGACAUCCAGUGAUGUUUUUGUCGACAAAGAUCGUCAAGAGGGAACUGAAUGUCAACAACAGUGGCCUCUCGUCUGCUAUUUUUAAGACCCAAGCUCGAUAUUCUCAAAACUGUGGACUCAUUUUCUGCUACAUAUUUUUUUAAAACACAAACUUUAUACUCUGGAGUUCUUUUUGGGACAUGGACAUUUUUCAUUUAAUCACAGAGGAAGAGAGUUCUUCCUUAUUUUGUACUUACAUUUUGUACCUUUAGUUUGAUACUUUGACACUUGACACUGUAGCAACUCAGCCAAAUAAAAGGUACAUUUA